Molecule: messenger RNA, 1369 nt
Organism: Anopheles coluzzii
Lineage: Eukaryota; Metazoa; Arthropoda; Insecta; Diptera; Culicidae
Product: mitochondrial import inner membrane translocase subunit TIM50-C-like
Exons: 2
Coding region: 48-1298 (416 amino acids)
Molecular function (GO): phosphoprotein phosphatase activity
Source: RefSeq, a predicted model, not a curated record
AGCAUGUGUCAGAGCCCGUUCCGAUGUCACGAAUCUAAACAUUAAAAAUGGUUUCGAGAAACCUGUUCGACUUUCUUCGUUUCAGACAAUUUUAUCAAUUUCAAACAAUUUCAGUCUCUUCGCUGUAUGGCACAAAUCGCGCGCAGUACUGUCAGUCUAAACAAGGAUACGUGAAGGCUUGGGACGCCAGUCCGCUUCCAUCUAAAUGGAUCCGGUCGUACUGUACCUCGGCCAAAUUUCUGCACUGCCGGCAAGUUCGGCUCUUUUCGGCUGUUUCUGGAAAAGGUUCUAGCAACGAACAACAGCAGAAUGCUCCCACACCGCAGUUGCUUUCAAAGCUAUUCCCUCAAACCGCCGUUGAAGGUACGGAAAAUGAACAGCAGCAAGAGAAGCAUCGGAAGGAGGAGGAGGCAGAGAAGGAAUCAUCUUGGAAGAGGAUGAAGUUCGGAUUCGUCUUCUUUGGAUUUUCCGUGUCCGCUUUCUGUGUGUACACGGUAUGGGUGUUUGGUGCGCCUGACCGAGACGCAGAGGGUAACAUUAUCGUCGAUGAGUUCAUGGAACUGCCCACCUUUCAGCAAUAUUUCCGUAGGAUGUGGAAAUCGAUGACCUAUUACCAAAAAAUGAUUCAAGAACCGUCACGCGAAAAACUAUUGCCCGACCCGCUGAAAUAUCCGUACGUUCAACCACCCUAUACGCUUGUGCUUGAAAUGAAAGAUGUGCUGGUACACCCAGACUGGACCUACCAAACUGGCUGGCGUUUCAAGAAGCGUCCCGGCGUCGACAAGUUCCUUGAAACGCUGGCCGCAAACUAUGAAAUUGUAGUGUUCACCGCCGAUCAAGGGAUGACAGUGUUCCCGAUACUGGACGCUCUUGAUCCUCGGGGCUACAUAAUGUACCGUUUGGUGAGGGAUGCUACACACUUUGUCGAUGGUCAUCAUGUGAAAAAUCUGGACAACCUAAACCGAGACCUAAGUAAAGUGAUCGUUGUCGAUUGGGAUCCAAACUCUACCAAACUGCACCCGGAGAAUACCCUAAACAUACCGCGCUGGACCGGUAACGAUGACGAUGCUGGGCUGUUCGAUCUUAUGGCUAUGCUGGUGACGAUUGCUACGAGCGAGGUUGAAGAUGUACGUGAUGUGAUGACUUAUUACAAAUCGUUUGAAAAUCCAUUAGUAAAAUUCCGCGAAAAUCAGCGUCUCCUAGCUGAACAAAUGGCCGAACGGGAGCACGAGGAAAAGCAACGUAACCUGCCAGCGGUACAGCGAUGGAGACCGAGUUUUCUGGGUGGCGGACGCUAGAUACGCUGGGAAAUACAAAUAAAGGCCAUAGCAUGUCGUAUUUGCCGUUAUCAUGUCCAAACAUACAAAAA